Phragmites australis (common reed) is the source of this 2628-nucleotide messenger RNA. RefSeq names its product ABC transporter G family member 28-like. The record is from RefSeq and is a predicted model, not a curated record. The transcript has 10 exons. Bases 1 to 2628 code for a protein of 875 amino acids. Lineage: Eukaryota; Viridiplantae; Streptophyta; Magnoliopsida; Poales; Poaceae. Gene Ontology annotation, molecular function: ATP hydrolysis activity; ABC-type transporter activity; ATP binding.
AUGUGCGAGCGCCACGUUUGCGGUGGUGCUGACAUGUGGGCGGAUAUCAGGAGCACUGAUGAUGUCUUCUGUCCAGCUGGUUCCUACUGUCCAGCCACAACUGAAAAAAAUAAUUGUAGCAGUGGGCACUUUUGCAGACUGGGUUCCACCAGCCAAGAGAAAUGCAUAAUAAAGGGCUCCUGUCACGCGAACCAAGAUCAUGAAAACAGAGUCGUUCUGGGUGCUUGCUUAGUGGGUGCAUUAUGCGUGUCGCUUCUGAUCAUAUACAACUGCUCAGGUCAGUUCCUCUCUAUCCGUGAACGGAGGAAGGCAAGAUCAAGGGAGAACGCCAUUCAGCUAGCUCGGCAGCAGCUGAUGGCGCACGAGGGCUGGAAGGCAGCAAAACAGUUUGCAAGGAGGCAUGUGAAUGGCAUGCAGGGUCAUCUUUCACGCACAUUUUCACGGAGGAGGUCCUUUCGUCAGCAGCCAGACCCAGAAAAUUCUAGCCAUAGAGUGCAGGAAGCACCACUGAUGGGUCAGGUUAAGGCUCAGGAACUGUCUGACUCUGCUGUGUUUGCAGCGGAGAGCACAAAUGAGAUAACUGAAGUAAUGCCUUCGGUUGUUGUCGAUGUAAGUGAUGGAGAAAUUGUUGCCACAAAAGAAAAGCCUGCGCCAAAAGGCAAGCACAGAUCAACCCGGACACAGGUAUUCAAGUAUGCAUAUGGCGAGAUCGAGAAGGAGAAGUUCCGGCAGCAGGAGAACAAGGACCUAACCUUCUCUGGGGUAAUCGCCAUGGUGAAGGAUCAGCAGAAGGAGAUAACUAGGCCUUUGCUCAAGGUUGAGUUCAGGGACCUGACUUUGACACUUGGAAAGAAGAAGCUGCUGAGGUCUAUCACAGGCGAACUCCGGCCUGGUCAUGUCACUGCCGUCAUGGGCCCCUCAGGGGCCGGCAAGACCACAUUCCUCAAUGCCGUCACCGGGAAGGUGAGUGGCUACAAGAUGACGGGUUCGGUCCUUGUUAAUGGGAAGCAGGGUAAUAUCCGUUCUUACAAGAAAAUUAUUGGUUUUGUGCCACAAGAUGACAUCGUUCAUGGGAACUUAACAGUGGAGGAGAACCUUUGGUUCAGUGCAAAGUGCAGGCUCUCCGCGAAAAUGAAGCACCGUGACAAGGUUCUCAUAGUGGAGAGGGUAAUAGAUUCUUUGGACCUUCAGGGAAUCAGAAAUUCAUUGGUUGGGACGGUUGAGAAGCGUGGGAUUUCUGGUGGGCAGAGGAAGCGUGUUAAUGUUGGUAUUGAGAUGGUCAUGGAGCCAUCCCUUCUAAUCCUGGAUGAACCAACUUCUGGCCUGGACAGCUCCUCAUCGCAACUGCUCCUCAGAGCUCUUCGGCAUGAGGCACUCGAAGGUGUCAAUGUUUGUGCUGUUGUUCAUCAACCGAGCUAUACGUUGUACAACAUGUUCGAUGAUUUGAUACUCCUGGCAAAAGGAGGGCUAAUAGUUUACAAUGGUCCAGUCAAGACCAUUGAGGAGUACUUCACAACUCUCGGAAUCCACGUUCCUGACCGUGUAAACCCACCAGACCACUACAUUGACAUUCUGGAAGGCAUUGUGAAACCUGAAUCAGGCAUCAAUGCGAAGCAUCUACCAGUACACUGGAUGCUUUACAAUGGCUAUGAAGUACCAAGUGACAUGCAAGAUGAUCUCAAGGCAAUUGGUGAACAAAACCCACAAAUCAGGUCCAGCCCUUCAAUGUCUGGUUCAACCCCUCACUGCCUCCCCCUCAGAAACACUUUCGCAGAAGAGCGUAACCGUCUCGAACACCAUUUGUCAAAACCAAAGGAUUUGUCUAGCAGAAGAACACCAGGGAUCAUUAGUCAGUACAAAUAUUACUUGGGAAGGGUCACAAAACAGCGUCUGCGUGAAGCUAGGCUACUCGCGGUUGAUUUCCUGAUACUAGGCCUGGCUGGUGUCUGCAUUGGGACCAUAGCGAAGCUCAGUGACAAAUCAUUCGGGAUGCCUGGCUACAUAUACACUAUAAUUGCAGUUUCUCUUUUGGGCAAGAUUGCAGCAUUGAGAUCGUUUUCUCUCGAACGACUGCAGUACUUUCGGGAAAGAGAAUCUGGGAUGAGCUCACUGGCGUACUUUCUUGCCAGGGAUACAAUCGAUCAUUUCAGCACUGUUGUGAAGCCGAUCAUUUACCUCUCCAUGUUCUACUACUUCAACAACCCCAGAUCAUCAAUUGCUAAUAACUACGUUGUACUACUCGCACUUGUGUACUGUGUGACGGGGAUAGGAUACACAUUUGCCAUCUGCUUCAGUCCUGGUUCGGCACAGCUGUGUUCUGCACUUACACCGGUUGUUCUGACCUUGUUAUCCACUCAAAAUAGUACUCCAACGUUCCUGAAGAGACUGUGCUACUCCAAAUGGGCAUUGGAGGGCUUCAUAAUUGGAAAUGCCAAGAUGUAUCCUGGAGUUUGGCUAAUUACUCGCUGCGCCCUGUUGUUCACCAGUGGUUUCAAUAUUCACAACUACAAGUUCUGUAUUUUGAUUCUGUUUCUGUAUGGUCUAUUCUUCAGGAUGAUUGCAUUCGCGGCCAUGAAACAGCUUGCUUUUCUUUCGAAGGAUUUUAUUGGUUAUCAUAGCCAUCUUUAA